AUGCCGUAUACACUGGCACAAGGUGGGUGGAUAACUGUUGUUCUUCUCCUUGGCGUCGCUAUCAUAACAUGCUACACAGCCUUGCUGCUCCAACGGUGCAUGGACUCGGACUCAUCGAUUAAAACCUAUCCUGACGUCGGCUGGCAUGCAUUUGGCCGUAAAGGACGAAUUAUCAUAUCAAUUUUUAUGUAUUCAACGGCCUAUUUGGCAUCGACAGGGUUCUUGUUAUCAGAAAGUGACAACCUGCACAAGUUGUUCCCGAAUGUAGGGUUCAAAUUGGGAGAACAUCACAUUAGAGGAAGACAACUUUCCACAGUACUUGCAGGGCUGGCAAUCUUGCCCACCAUGUGGCUGAAAGAUCUGAGCAUGCUUUCCUUCAUCUCUGCAGGUGGGAAUGUGGCAAUUGUUGUUAUUAUAAGCUCCAUAUUAUGGGUUGGUGCAGUUGAUGGUGUGGGGUUUUCUGCCAAAGGAGAGCUAUUUCGUUUGGGCGGAAUUCCCACGGCUCUCAGCUUAUAUGUCUUCUCGUAUGGCGGUCAUGAGGUGUUUCCCACCAUAUACUCCUCUAUGAAGGAUAAAACUCGGUUCUCUGAGGUUAUGUUUGUUAGCUUUGGCCUUACUACUCUCAGUUACAUGAUCAUGGCAACAAUUGGCUACUUGAUGUUUGGCGAGGAUGCACUAUCUCAAAUUACAUUGAAUUUACCUACAAGUAAAAUCGGCUCCAAGAUCGCAAUAUACACAACGCUUGUGGGUCCAAUAGCUAAAUAUGCACUAAUUAUAUCUCCUAUUCCACAUGCUAUUGAAAAACAUUUACCCAACUCUUGGAACAUUAGGCCAGUUUGCAUUCUUUUGAGGACUAUAUUAGUGAUCAGCACGGUGGUUUUAGGCAUAAUUUUUCCUUUUUUUGGGUACCUAAUGGCACUCAUUGGAGCCUUUUUGAAUGUAGCCGUUUCAAUUUUGAUCCCAUGUGCAUGCUACCUAAAGAUUUUUGAAGCGUACAAACACUGGAGCUUUGACCUAGUCAUUAUUUUGGCCAUUUUUGUCAUGGCUAUCUCAGUUGGUUUUAUGGGCACGUAUUCGUCUUUGAGGGAGAUAGUAAAACAACUUUGA
Messenger RNA from Malania oleifera, 1107 nucleotides. RefSeq names its product amino acid transporter AVT1I-like. Bases 1 to 1107 code for a protein of 368 amino acids. Gene Ontology annotation, cellular component: plasma membrane. Lineage: Eukaryota; Viridiplantae; Streptophyta; Magnoliopsida; Santalales; Ximeniaceae. The record is from RefSeq and is a predicted model, not a curated record. The transcript is spliced from 2 exons.